CAGCCCACCUACGUUGCUCACUGAUUGUAAUACUUUCUUUGAGGUUGUAGCUGUUCUUCAUAUUUCUUUAUCUAAUUCUUAUUUCUACUCCUAUUCUUAUCAUUUUUAUUAUUAGUCGAUUAGAGUCAACCUUUGAAUCUUGCAUCUAUGAACAGUGGAGAUAUUCUUACAAGCUUUAAAAGGUGCAUUAUUUAGGAUUAACACACAGUAUAAUAAUCAAACAACAAAACAGCUCAGCACAGGCUCUCUGGAUGCUCGGAGCUGUACGUGGUUGUCUGGCGUGAAGACAGUUUGCAGGAGUUGACUGGAAAUUCUCGCACAGCGUCAAUCUACCUUGCUUACCACCGUGAGCGUGCAGCCCUCAUUUUCUCGCUUUCAGCUGAUUGGUUAAGGAGUCUACCGGCUUACGUUCUGAUUGGUCGGCUCCGGCUCGUCAGGCGGUGCGUCAGCCCAGUUGCACUACCAUCAUGUUUCCCCCUCCUAGUGGAAAUAACAGUGCUUCAGGAUGCUGGAGCAAAGCAGCAGCGUUUCAUCAGGACCACAAGUCUGAGUGGGAUGGAGACACUGAGUAAGAUGUAAAUGGAGAAGCAGAAGUGUCACCAAGAGAAAUUGGACGUCCAUACGAUUUUAAAGUGCCCUGCAUUAAAACGCAAACAGCAUCACUUCUCCCUGAAGUAAUCCAUUACUGACAAUUAAUGUCAAACUGCACGCUGGAGCAGCUUCAUGCUGCCUCGCUGCAUGAAACAUUGCUAAUGGAAAGUAAGCCUUAUAAGAUCCAGCUCAUCAAAAUACACCUAAAUGCAGCAUAAUGCCUUCAAAAGUGUCAUGUUUAUACCUGUUGACGGUUGUCUGCUGGGCGAGUGCUCUGUGGUACUUGAGCAUAUCUCGCCCGACGACCACUUACGUCGGCCACAUGUCCAUACCUAUACGUAAGACUGUGAAACCCCACAAGAACAUCACCUUCACCAACAUCCGCACCCGCCCCCUUAACCCACAUGCCUUUGAAUUUGUCAUCAAUGAGCCGAAGAAGUGCGAAAGUGUAACCCCCUUUCUGGUCAUCCUCAUUAGCACCACACACAAGGAGUUUGACGCUCGGCAGGCCAUCCGGGAAACCUGGGGGGAUGAGAGCACUUUCACCGACGUCCGCAUCCUGACCAUCUUUCUGCUGGGCAGGAACACGGACGCCGUCCUGAACCAGAUGGUGGAGCAGGAGAGCCAGAUCUUUCAUGACAUUGUGGUCGAGAACUUUAUUGAUUCCUACCACAACCUCACCCUCAAGACCAUGAUGGGCAUGCGUUGGGUGGCCACCUUCUGCCCCAAAGCACAGUAUGUCAUGAAGACUGACAGCGACAUCUUUGUUAACAUGGACAAUCUGAUCUACAAGCUCCUGAAGCCCACCACCAAGCCCAGGAGGAGAUAUUUUACUGGCUAUGUGAUAAACGGUGGUCCCAUAAGGGACAUGCGUAGUAAGUGGUACAUGUCCAGGGACUUGUAUCCUGAGAGUAAAUACCCACCUUUCUGCUCGGGCACCGGCUACGUGUUCUCAGCAGAUGUAGCUGAGCUAAUCUACAAGACUUCAUUACACACAAGACUGUUGCACCUGGAGGAUGUGUACGUGGGACUGUGUUUGCGUAAACUGGGUAUACACCCGUAUCAGAACAGUGGUUUUAAUCACUGGAAAAUGGCUUACAGUCUCUGCAGGUACAGGCGGGUUAUCACUGUGCACCAGAUCUCCCCGGAGGAGAUGCACCGCAUUUGGAAUGACAUGUCCAGCAAGAAGCACCUGAGAUGUUAGGGGACAUGAGGACCAUUGUAAAACAACUUAAAUGUUGUUUGUUUGUUUUUGUUUUUUUGUUUUUUUUUGGGGGGGGGGGGGGUUGCCUUUUUCCUCCUUUUCAAAUUUCAUCACACAGUAAUGUAAAAACAUUGAGGGCUGCUGUAAGUCUCUAUUUCAUGACAGAUAUUUUCAUUAACAUCCAUCUAUGUCUGUUUCUGUUGAUUACACCUCACGGUUGUUAAUGGAUGCAUGAGGCUUGUAAAGCACGUAUUCUCAUGCAUAGUUAAAAUGUGGUGUUGCUAAGACUAUUUUUUUUUUUUAUAAGCGUCAAGUCAGUAAGCGUGAAGUAUAAAGUACUGUGGCCUAAUGGGUAGAGACUGAAACCUUUUAACUUUGUCUUUCAACCAGGCGUCCCUGGUUCAAGCCCCAACACUGACAACUUUCCGCUCUGUUAAAGUGUCCUUGAGCAAGACACUGAAUCUCUGCCAGCUGCACGGCUGCUGACUUUGCACCCAGCGCUUCCUGCAGGAGUGCAAUUCAGAAGAGGAAUUCAGUGCAGGAAUCAAUAAGGUAUUAAAUUACCUAAUUACAUCUAUGAUAUUAUGCAUUUUAAAAGUGUUCUUUGCAGUUGAGAGAACAAUGAGAAUACAAAUGGUAAUCUUAUCUGGGUCAUCUUUUGAGAUAAAACUAACCUACACUCAUGCUGCUGUCCCCUUUGUUAGUCUUUAUCAUGAACACGGUCAGACACAAAGCUGAAAAUGAGCUGCAGUGUAUUAUCAGACUCCAAACAGACCAAGUUUGAUAUUUUUCAGUAGAUAUUUUUCAUUGGUAGUAAUGGCACCUUGUAGCUGAAUCGCUGGAUGCCCUUUUGCUGACUGGAAUUUGUGGAAUUUGCCUGACUUUAUUGUCAUCAUUUCACUGCCUCUUCUCUCUGCAAGUCAGAUCUAUAUUUUGUUGUUUUCUUUAGCGCCAUAACCUUUUUUCCCCUCUUUGACAUUUUUAUAUAAUUGUGUAUUUCAGCUACCACCACCUCAUUACUCCAGCUGCUGCUCUUGGUUAUGUAUGCUGUACAUCAAUAUCAUGCUGUGCUCGUAUGAGUUAAACUGUAGCUACAGACUGGAUGUAUAAUCAUAUGUAUCUGGCAUAUCAAUGAUUACUGACAUCAGGUUUUUGUUUUCUUUUUUCUCAGAAAACGUGGCUUUCAUUGCCAAAUUUUCAUUUCCUUUUUCCAAAAGUUUUGUAGUAUUACAAGCUAAUGUGACAUUUACUGUGAAAGCAUCUAUCCCAUAAGGGGUUGUUGUCAUAUAUUGUAUGUUUUUUAUAUUAAAAAACAAAUACUUGAAUUAUUAAAGUAAUAUUACUGCUUUUACUCGUUGCUUGUUUCAAGUUCCCUG
Messenger RNA from Scatophagus argus, 3171 nucleotides. RefSeq names its product UDP-Gal:betaGlcNAc beta 1,3-galactosyltransferase, polypeptide 1b (gene b3galt1b). Bases 809 to 1795 code for a protein of 328 amino acids. The transcript is spliced from 2 exons. NCBI's taxonomy places the organism in Eukaryota, Metazoa, Chordata, Actinopteri, Scatophagidae. Gene Ontology annotation, cellular component: membrane. The record is from RefSeq and is a predicted model, not a curated record. Gene Ontology annotation, molecular function: N-acetyl-beta-D-glucosaminide beta-(1,3)-galactosyltransferase activity.